AUGAUCGGCGAUUGCAUAAACGUCGCCGCCAAAUGCGUCCCCUGCCAAAGAUACGCACCGGCGAUCAACGCCCCAACGCAAGCACUUCAAGCUGCGAUCCCGGCAUACCCCUUUAUGCGCUGGGGAAUGGAUAUCGUCGGCCCCAUGCCACGCUCACGGCAAUGCGCUUACCUCUUGGUCUAUAUCAUAUGCCGUCACGGUCUUCCUUAUGAGAUCGUCACGGACAACGGAGGACAAUUCGUCGCAGCAACUUUCCGAGAAUUUUGCGCAUCAUGGAACAUCAAGAUCACUUACUCCACGCCAAGAUAUCCUCAAGCUAAUGGACAAGCCGAGUCCACAAACAAAACUAUUGUUGAUGGAUUGAAAAAAAGGCUUGAAGGCUACCAAGGAGCUUGGGCGGACGAAUUGGAUGGAGUACUCUGGUCGCAUCGAACCACCCCCAGAACCGCAUCCGGGGAAACCCCAUUCUCUUUGUCGCACGGUUGCGAAGCGCUAGCACCGGCAGAACUGCACGUAGCCAGCUUACGACGAUCGUUAAUGCCCCUCAACCCGGCAUUGAAUGACGACUCACUCCUGCAUAGUUUAGACCACGCCGAAGAGCUACGGGAUCGCGCCCUCCUGCGUAUGCAAAACUACCAACAACAAGCAACCAGAUAUUACGACAGGAAGGUGCGAAACCGGCGCUUCGAGCUCUACGACCUUGUAUCAAGAAGGUCCACGACUUUACCAAACCCGAGCACGCAGGCAAAUUCGGGUUCCAUUGGGAAGGGCCGUUUCGCAUCACCAAGAUCAUCAAACCCGGGGUCUACGAGCUGGACGAUUGUCACGGAAACCCACUGCCUCGUUCAUGGAACUCCAUGA
Messenger RNA from Microthlaspi erraticum, 861 nucleotides. Lineage: Eukaryota; Viridiplantae; Streptophyta; Magnoliopsida; Brassicales; Brassicaceae. The record is from the annotation of a GenBank genome assembly.